AUGGAGUCCUUGGCCUUCUCCCGUCGCCCGGGCCCGGCUCCCUUGACCGCCACCCCCCUGGCCACGGAGCUCGCCCGGCCCCUGGGCGACAGGCUCAUCAAGUCGCCCAAGCCCCUGAUGAAAAAGCAGGCGGUGAAGCGACACCACCACAAGCAUAACCUGCGGCACCGCUACGAGUUCCUGGAGACCCUGGGCAAGGGCACCUACGGGAAGGUGAAGAAGGCGCGCGAGAGCUCGGGGCGCCUGGUGGCCAUCAAGUCAAUCCGAAAAGACAAAAUCAAAGAUGAGCAAGACCUAAUGCACAUACGGCGGGAGAUUGAGAUCAUGUCGUCACUCAACCACCCCCACAUCAUUGCCAUCCAUGAAGUGUUUGAGAACAGCAGCAAGAUUGUGAUUGUCAUGGAGUACGCCAGCCAGGGAGACCUGUAUGACUACAUCAGUGAGCGGCAGCGGCUAAGCGAACGGGAAGCCCGGCAUUUCUUCCGGCAGAUAGUCUCUGCCGUGCACUACUGCCACCAGAAUGGGAUUGUCCACCGAGAUCUCAAGCUGGAGAACAUCCUCUUAGAUGCCAAUGGAAAUAUCAAGAUCGCCGACUUUGGCCUCUCUAACCUCUACCACCAAGGCAAGUUCUUGCAAACAUUCUGUGGGAGCCCCCUCUAUGCAUCACCCGAGAUCGUCAACGGGAAACCUUACAUGGGUCCAGAGGUGGACAGCUGGUCUCUGGGUGUUCUCCUCUACAUCCUGGUUCAUGGCACCAUGCCCUUCGACGGGCAGGAUCACAAGACGCUGGUGAAGCAGAUCAGCAGUGGGGCAUACUGCGAGCCGCCCAAACCCUCUGACGCCUGUGGCCUGAUCCGGUGGCUAUUGAUGGUGAACCCCACCCGCCGGGCCACCCUGGAGGAUGUGGCCAGUCACUGGUGGGUCAACUGGGGCUACACCACCUGUGUGGGGGAACUGGAUGCUGUGCGCGAGGGUGGACACAAUGGCAGUGACUCUGCCCGAGCCUCCAUGGCUGACUGGCUCCGCCGAUCCUCCCGCCCACUCCUGGAGAACGGGGCCAAGGUGUGCAGCUUCCUCAGGCAGCAUGCGCCAGGUGGUGGAGGAGGCAGCAGCAGUGGUGGUGGCGGCGGCGGCAGUGGCAGCACACUCAGCCUGGAGCGCCAGCACUCACUCAAGAAGUCCCGCAAGGAGAAUGACAUGGCCCAGUCUCUUCAAGGUGACCUAGCUGAGGAUGUCUCCCCUCGUCCUGGGAAGGGCAGCCUCAAGCUGCCAAAGGGCAUCCUCAAAAAGAGGGUGUCAAACUCCUCAGAGGGGCCACAGGCACUUACGCAGGAGCCCAGCCCAGUUCCUGAGGGCACGGGACAGACCGUCCCCCUGGUCCCCAAGAAGGGCAUCCUCAAGAAGUCUCAGCAGCGGGAGUCAGGCUACUACUCCUCUCCGGAGCCCAGCGAGUCUGGGGAGCUCCUGGAUGCAGGCGACGUGUUUGUGAGUGGAGAACAGGAGCGGCAGAAGCCGCCACAGGCCCCAGGGUUGCUCUUUCAUCGCAAGGGCAUCCUCAAAGUCAACGGCAAAUUCUCAAGAACAGCCUUGGAGCUCACAGCCCCCACCACCUUUGGUUCCCUGGACCAACUGGCCAACCCUCACCCCGCAGCCCGGGUCAGCCGCCCCUCCCCAUCAGGGGCUGUGAGUGAGGACAGCAUCCUGUCCUCUGAGUCCUUCGACCAGCUGGACUUGCCCGAAAGGCUCCCUGAGCCCCCUCUUCGGGGCUGUGUGUCUGUGGACAACCUCACUGAGCUUGAGGAACCCCUUACACAGGGCUCUGGCAGCCGCCUGAGGCGCUGGCAGCAAGACCCCCUGAGCAAUAGCUGCUUCUCCCUGACAGACUGCCAGGAGGUAACAGAGGACUACCGCCAGUCCCUGCGGGUCUGCUCAAAGCUCAGCUGACGGUUACGGGGCAUUGGCCCAGCCUGGGCAGGCUCUAAAACGCAGCUGGCUGCACCUCGUGGGCCUAAUGGCUUCUCCCGGGACCAGCAUCCCAGCUGCGAAGGCUGAGCAUCUGCCGCGGAGGCCUGGAUGGGAGAGCGGGUGAAUGAAGUGCCACAAGGGUUCCGUGUCUUACACCUGGUCAAACCAGGAACGUGGUGGAAGAAUGGGAAGGCGACGGCACAGUCCCUUGUCUUGUAUCUGUGGAGGGGCCGCCAAGACCUGGAAAGAGCUCUCCAUCCAGGUCUGUAUUGCCUUGAGUUUCGCUCCUGGUGCCUUCUGAGCAUAGCCCCAGCCAGGCUCGUCCCUGCCGAAGUGGGGAAGGACCGUCUUCACACAGUUCCAUCCCAUCAACCACUGGAGCAGGGAGUGACCUGCAGGGACCCUCCCUGGUGCAUCUUAGGAGUAAAAACGGCCUCUGCUUCCUCAGAGGUUCUCUUUCCCAUCCUCCACGCCAAGCUCCAGGUUCCUGAAGUCGCUGCUUGUGAAUCUAAGACUUGAAAAGGCUCAGGCCUCUGUGUGGCCUCACCUCAGGAGUCAGAGUUUCUCUGGACCCCACCUUGCACCUCAAAGACUGAAACUUCUGCCUCUAAGCUGCUCCUGAAGUCUGGACUGUGGAUGUGUCUGUUUCUCUGGGCUUCCAGGACCUUAGGAUGUCCUUAUUUAUUUUUAAAUAGUUUAUGUUCUCAACUCUGUGUUGUUUUGUUUUUUUUUUUAAAGUGAAUCUUGUUGCUUUAAAUAAUGUGAAUGCUAUGUUCUGGUGGAGAUGCAUCCACUAUGACAGCUAAGUUCCUGUACUGGGAAGUAUUUUUACAGGGAUAUCCCACUGAUCAGGGGAGGGGAGUAUUUUACAAGCCCACAUGUUCCUUGCACUGUCUGGAAAUGGAUUGCUGGCUCCCCUAUGCCGCACCCUGAUACUGUCUGCCCUCCUUUGUGCCCAGAAAAAAACACUCCAUUAAAACCGGAAUAGUGAUUUGAGAACUA
Chinchilla lanigera (long-tailed chinchilla) is the source of this 2967-nucleotide messenger RNA. It is a transcript of the gene Nuak2, whose product is annotated as NUAK family, SNF1-like kinase, 2. The transcript has 7 exons. Gene Ontology annotation, cellular component: cytoplasm. Gene Ontology annotation, molecular function: tau-protein kinase activity; protein serine/threonine kinase activity; ATP binding. The record is from RefSeq and is a predicted model, not a curated record. Gene Ontology annotation, biological process: microtubule cytoskeleton organization; intracellular signal transduction; protein phosphorylation. Lineage: Eukaryota; Metazoa; Chordata; Mammalia; Rodentia; Chinchillidae. The coding region runs from base 1 to 1944 and encodes 647 amino acids.